Molecule: messenger RNA, 3850 nt
Organism: Linderina pennispora
Lineage: Eukaryota; Fungi; Kickxellomycota; Kickxellomycetes; Kickxellales; Kickxellaceae
Product: nucleoporin-domain-containing protein
Exons: 2
Coding region: 89-3763 (1224 amino acids)
Biological process (GO): protein localization to nuclear inner membrane; protein import into nucleus; transcription-dependent tethering of RNA polymerase II gene DNA at nuclear periphery
Cellular component (GO): nuclear pore inner ring; nuclear pore
Molecular function (GO): structural constituent of nuclear pore
Source: RefSeq, a predicted model, not a curated record
GUUUUCUUCGCCUUGCAAAUUUUAUUCCCUUUUAUUUUCCCAAUUAGAUUAUACUAUAGCUCCUUCACAUAGUUCUUGAGAUUUAGGAAUGAGCGACCAGAACCCCACCACAGAUGGCGGGCUUGCUUCGGCCGAAGAGCGCGUCAACGAGAGGCUUCGGGCGGACAGCAAAUUCCCGACGCUUACAGAGCUUCUCCACACUUCUUCUUCCAGCGAGUACUCGCAGGCCAACCCGGCCUCCUGGCAGAUAGUGACAAAGCAGCGGUUGAUUGCGCUGCCAGACGCCUUGUUUGAGCAGUACGACCUGUUGGAGUGCCGGUGUUUCAUGGGGCUGUUUCCAGAGAUCCAGCGGGCGUGGAUUACAGUGGACCACCGGCUGUUUCUGUGGAACUACGAGGACGAGUCGGACUUUUACUCGUUCGAGGACCAGGAGCAGAUAAUUGUCAGUGUGGCGCUGGUGAAGCCCAAGCCGGGUGUGUUUAUCGACUCGAUAAAGUACGUGUUGGCGGUGGCGACGCCGCUGGAGGUGUUUCUGCUGGGCAUUAAAUACGAGGAAGCGGGACGCGGCGGCUCCGUAUCGCUGUUUGCGACGCAGAUUAGCGUGCCGGCUGACAGCGUGGCGAUGACCAGCAUGGUGGGCACAGAGGCAGGGCGGAUCUUCAUGGCAGGCAAUGACGGCGGGCUGUACGAGUUCGAGUACCAGGCCGAGGACAGCUGGCUGCGGCGGCGCUCGAAGAAGGUCAAUCUGACGGCCAGCGUGGGGUCGUAUUUCCUGCCGUCGUUCUGGCACAUGCACCGCGAGAAGCCAGCGCUCAGCAUGGCGGUGGACAAUGAGCGGCAUCUAUUGUAUGUGCUGCUGCAGGACGCGUCAAUCAAGGUGUUCUGGCUGGGCCAUAAUGGCGGGGAGUUUGUGCUGGCGCACCACCACAAGACGGUGGGCAAUGCAGCGGCGCUGCUGUGUCCACAGAUCAAUGAGGGCCGCGAGCUGGAGGUGGUGUCGAUGCACGUGAUUCCUACCAGCGAGUCGCGCGCCAUCCAUCUGGUGGCGGUGACGGCCGGUGGCUCACGGCUGUACUUUUCGACGCUGCCGCGCGUGCAGUGGUACAGCGCAAAUGUGCAGAUGCCCGCGGUGUUUGAUCUGGUGCACGUGCGGCUGCCGCCCGACAGCCGGCCAGUGGCCAUGCAGCUACCGCAUCUGCGGGCGCCCACGCUUUCAGUGCACUGCUCGUUGUAUAGCCACGGGACAGUUCUUUUAGCCCACGAGCUCAACGACGACCACGACGCGAUCCUGGCCGGGGCGCCGGACUGCGCUUUGGCGUUGCGGCGCCAGGUGACGCAGCCACGGCAGAUUCUGUGCGAGUUUGCGGCCGAGUCGCGGAUCGAGGGCCGCACAUGGGCGAUGGCCGAGCUGGCGGGCGACGAAAACACGAAUGAUCUGGCCACGGUCUCGGGCAUCCCAACGCGUCAUUUCGCGGUGCUCACCAAUGCUGGCGUCAGCGUGCUGGCGAAGCAGCGGCCCGUAGAUAUGUUCCGGGCGCUGAUUACGCAGCCGGCGCUGCCCGAGGCGCAGCUGAAGCAGUUUGUUGAUGCGUUUGGUCUGGCCGAGGUCUGUGCCAUGUGCUUUACCAUUCUGUGCACUGACGAUUUCACACAGACCAGCGCCCAGGCCGUGACUGCCGCGCGUCGUAUGCUGUUUGAGUUUGGCGGCAUCCCGCGCUACGCCGAAACGAAGCUCUUGUUUGAACCCCCCACGGCUCCAACAGUUCCAUUGUCGGAACAGCCGGCAGCGCAGCGCAAAAUCGAGCUGAGCGGGCGCCAUGACGGGCUGGUGAUCUAUGUCUCGCGCAUCCUGCAGCCCGUGUGGCAGGAGCUGGCCACAGUCCUGCGAAAGGACGCCAUGAACAAGCACCAUGUGGAAAUCGGCAUUGACGCUGCGCGGCUCCUGGGCGUGCAGCAAAGACUGCAGAGGCUGCAACAUUUCCUGACCACCAACCAACGGUUCGUCCCGGAUCAGAUCAAUCAGCUGGCCGAAUCCCUGCAGCAGACGCCCGAGGGCAAUGUCAGUGCGUGCUGGCAAGCCGAGGCCCAGUCCCUGGCGUCCCUGUAUGAUCUGGUGGUGCUGGCCAUCGAGACCAUCUCGCUUUUGAGCCUGAUCCAGGACUUUGAUCUGCCGAGGAUUAGCGCCGAGGCCAUGAGCUCGGAAAAGCGCUCGGAACUCAGCGACCUGAAGUUCCACACCCUGGUGUGCACCAAGGGCGGCCGGGAGGCGUGCCGUGCAUUGAUUGUGGCGGUGAUCAAUGCCCAGAUCAAGCAGCAUUCCAGCAUUGCCAGCAUCAGCGAUGCACUGCGCUUGCGCUGCGCCAGCAUCUUCUCUGCCCAGGACGUCUCCCUAUACAAGGCCAUGGAGCUGCUGAAUCUGGCGUCGGAGGCGAGCGAGCCGGCAGAGCAGCGCGAGCUGGCUAAUAAUGCGUUGGAGCUUUUGCGCGAUAUCUCGGGCACUUUGGUUCUGGACAAUGUCCGGUAUGUGUUUGGACGGUUUGUCAAGCUCAAUAUGCGUGCGCAGGCCGUCGAUUUGGCAUUGAUGUGCGCCAAGGGCGUGGACCCGAAAGACCAGGCCCUGGCGUUCUGGCGCGACCGGGCGCCCGCCAACGACAAGCGCCAAGAACUGUACGAGUUCCGCACCUCGUGCUACCAAUUGGUUCUGGAUGAUCUUGCCGAGACCGCCAAUGUCUCCAUGCUGCGCCUUUUGCCUACUGACGACGCGCUGUUCUGCUUCCGCCUGUACGACUGGCUGCUGGACCGCGGCCAGACCACCACCUUGUAUGAACUGGGUGGACCGCUGCUGGAGGAGUAUUUCGCGGUGGCCGACCAGCGCGACAUGCUCUGGCACUUGUACGUGCACGAGGGCCGGUUUGCCAUGGCCGCCGUGGUGCAGCGCGACUUGGCGUGUCAGCCCGGCGAUCUAAAGCUGGCUAGACGCAUCGAGUACCUGUCGUUGGCUAUCAGCAAUGUGAAGAUUGCCAUUGACCAGAUGGACAAGGACGACGAGGCCUCCGACCAGCUCGCGCGCGUUUUGCGCGAGACCGAAGACAUGCUGGAGGUUGCCCAGACGCAGAUGGAGCUGCAGCGCCUGGCACAAAGCCACACGGAGGUGGCCAAGAGACUGGACCGGCAGCUGUAUGACGUCAGUGCCUUGUACCAGGACUUUGCCGAGCCCCUGCAGCUGCCCGAGGCCAAGCUGCUGAUCUUCAAGGUCUCGUGUCAUGAUGACCCGGAGCAGGUCGCCGAGGUCUGGGAGGAGCUUUUGCGGAGCACAUUGUCCGACCCGCUGCGCACCGGGCUGAUGGCCGUGGCUGCAAAGAUCUCGGAGCUGGUCCCCCGCCUGCUGCCCUCGUCUAGUGCAGUGCCGGUGAAUGGGCUUGUUGCGGUUCUGGUUAGGCUGGCGAACGAGCGGCCGGCGGAGUAUGUGCCGGGCUAUAUCUGCGACUCCCUGGUGUUGGCGGGCGUGCCGUACCAGGCGGUGUUUGAGUCGCUGGUGCGCGUGCAUCGCAGAUUGGCUGGCGACCCGAGCCUGGCUGAGAUGCUGGUGCGCGAGGUCGUGUAUCUGGCUGGGGCCUGGCUUGCCAGCGCCGGUGAGGAUGUGCCGACUAUGUAUGUGGAUGAGGUCAUCAGCCAGUACAUUGUCCAGGCGAAUGUUGCCAAGAACCAGGCGCUGCAGAGCGACUUGCUCAAGGCGCAGGAGAAGGUCCGCCAGGUGCUCUGAAGGGUCAUUUUUAACAUAUAAAUCGAUUUUGUGCUUUUGGCUUUUUGGUAUCUACGAAGAAAGAAGGCUAUGGCCUUGCUACAGACU